Molecule: messenger RNA, 1764 nt
Organism: Cucurbita maxima (winter squash)
Lineage: Eukaryota; Viridiplantae; Streptophyta; Magnoliopsida; Cucurbitales; Cucurbitaceae
Exons: 5
Coding region: 63-1607 (514 amino acids)
Biological process (GO): mitotic spindle assembly checkpoint signaling; meiotic sister chromatid cohesion, centromeric
Molecular function (GO): protein kinase activity
Source: RefSeq, a predicted model, not a curated record
UUGAUUUUGUUGUACCGCCAUUUUCAUCUCUGCUCAUUGCUCUGCUUCACAGUGUAUGCCUAAUGGCCAUGGCCGGCAACGACCUGUUCUCUUCGUUGAUUUCAGACAUUAAGUCAUACUCUGGCAAAGACCCUCUGCUUCCAUGGCUUCGAGGGAUUCGGAAAAUGAAAGACUCCUUGCCUACUCACGUUUUGAACGAUAAGCUUCCUCGAUUCUUGCAGAAAUGCACCGAGAAGUUCGAGUCCGAUCGGCGUUAUAGGAACGAUUUGCGGUAUCUUCGCGUUUGGUUGCAGUUGAUGGACUAUGUGGAUGAUCCAAGAGCGCUCUUGAAAACCAUGGAAGAGAAACGGAUUGGGAGUAAAUCUUCUUUGUUCUACCAAGCAUACGCCCUGUACUAUGAGAAGCUUAAGAAGUUUGAUGAUGCUGAGAAAAUGUACCACUUUGGAGUGCAGAAGCUUGCUGAACCUAUUGAUGAAUUACAAAGGUCAUAUGAGCAGUUUCUUCGUCGCAUGAAAAAACACAAUUAUAAGAAAGUCCAGCAUCAGCAUGGAAAAACUUCAAGGAGGCAUCUGUCUGACAAAAGCACUUCUAAUCAAGGUGAUGCCGUGGUGAACAAUAAUGAGGAUCAAAACAAAGGAAUUUUUCAGAAUGGGACUGAGAAGAUGCCUCAAGAUUCAGCAGCUGAAGCCAGGAUGCUUAGGAGCGACGACACCGUCGUUGCGAAAUUUGUAGAUAAUGCUAUUUAUGGGAAAUCUGUAGCAGAAGAUGCUUGUCACCACGGUUUGGUGGAACCAACUGUGAAUAUGAAAGAGGCAAUGAAUGCAAUAAAUAGUAUGUUUUCUGAACCAAUAGAGAUGGCAACUAUAGGUAGGAGAUCACAUAGAAGCCAUUGCAACUUAAAUGGUGGGUUUGAGGUGUUUGCUGAUGAGAAUCUUGAUAAGAAACCUGAACUAGAAAAGCAGAUGCCACAGCACGGUAGUAUGACCGAACCAUGCCAGCUCGAACAACCGCCUUUGAUGAUUUUUGUGGACGAUGAAGCGGGUGGCGAGCUUGGCAACACAAGUUACGAAAAGGAUGGAUCAAAGUUGAGCGAAUCACGAUAUGUCGUAGGAAGUUCUACGGCAUCGGCAUCAGGUUCAAAAGCAUUCGUGUUUCCUUGUGUGUACAAUCCUGAAAAUGUCAAUGACGACGAUUCUGAUGUACAAGAUCCUAUUGAAGCGAAGUUUAGAGAAGAUACAGUUGUUUGUAGGUUUGUUGGUACUGCCAUUUCAAAUGAGCCAGAGGUGGAAAACAUCUGCCACCAUGGCUUGGUAGAGCCAACAGUUAACCUGAAAGAAGCCAUGGAUGAUAUCAACAACAUGUUUGGAAAGCCCAUAGAAUUUGUUAGGAGUAGGAGAUCCAAGAAGCAUGAAAAUCCACCAGAAGUGCAGAAUAAUUUUGGUGGGUUCUCAAUACUUGUUGAUGAUGAUCUAGAGCAGCCUGCACAGGCUCAGCCACCUGUAAAGUCAUCAAGAAAACCAAGAGACUGUGAUUUGUUUGAGCCAACAGUGUUUACUAAAGAGGCCAUGGAUGAUAUCAACAAAAUGUUUGGAAUGCCUCUUGAUUAGUAGUCACCACGGGCUAAGUUUCUGCUUGGAAUGUCAGCUUCUGAUUGAGAUGUGCUUCUAAUGUGUACUGUAAUUUUGAAUAUGUAGAUUUUGAUUCUGGUUGAUUUCUCAUCACUUGCUUGUCUAUCAUGAAAUCUUGAAUAGGGAUGAUUUCAAA